AUGAAAGAUGCUAUACGUUUGUUAACUCAAGUACUUGCCACCCAGGCUGGACAACAGAAUAGGAGUCACGAAUAUCCAGAUAGGGCUGCCAGUGCCAGGGCACGAGAUUUUCUUACAUUAAAUCCUCCAGAAUUUAAGGGCACGGACCCUAAUGCUGAUCCUCAGGAGUUCAUAGAUGGAUUGGAGUCGGAGUUGCAGGAGAUGUGUAUGCCAGUGGCAAUGCAGCCGGGUAUAGAUAUAGCUCGUAUCCAAGCUUAUGCUCAGGGGGCAGAGGAUCGUAAGCGCCAACGAGAGGCUAUUUCAGAGCAGGGUGGUAGUCAGCCCAAGAGGGCCAGGACAGAAGGUCGGAGUAAGGGUUCCACUAGCGAGAGCAGGCCCCAGUACAGUGCACCUUCGCCGGUUUCGCGGACCUCGCCGGAGUAG
Lycium ferocissimum is the source of this 423-nucleotide messenger RNA. RefSeq lists its product as uncharacterized. The transcript has 2 exons. Bases 1 to 423 code for a protein of 140 amino acids. NCBI's taxonomy places the organism in Eukaryota, Viridiplantae, Streptophyta, Magnoliopsida, Solanales, Solanaceae. The record is from RefSeq and is a predicted model, not a curated record.